GGCAGUGUUGCCACCAUUUUGAAUUUCAAACACAUAGUUAAAAAGUAAUCGUGUGCGUUUGGAGUGCGGUGCGGAAUGAGAAUGAUGGGUGAGGAGAUGGGCUACGGCGACUAUUACAAUUAUGACAGCAGCUGGGCCCCGCCGGAGUACUAUGACCCCAACUACCAGAUGCGGCAGCCGCAGGAGGAGGACUAUCGGUACAACUCCUAUGCCCUGCUAGACAGCAUGAAGAUGCCAGGCCAGCGGCCCGGGUUCCAGAUCUCCGACAUCCUGGGGCUCAACGAGGGCAAGCUGGAGCCCCCGCAGGGCGCCUGCCCCGAGCUGCCCCACCCGCCCCACCACUACCCAACCGAGCUGCUGCGCCACCACCAGCCCUGGCUGUCGCUCGACCACCACGAGACCACUGGCGUCUUGGGCCAGCAAGCCAGCCCGGACAGCACGUCCCGCGCCUCCGAGCUGUCGUACGCGGGCCCGGCGGCCGCGUCGCCGCCCGCGCCCGACCCACGCGACGACGACGACCACGACGUUGACCCCGACGACGACGACGCCGACCACGACCACAUCAACAACAACACCGACCCCGCCAUGCACCACAAGAAACGCAAGCGACGAGUACUCUUCUCCAAAGCGCAAACCUACGAACUAGAAAGGCGGUUCCGCCAGCAGCGGUACCUAUCCGCCCCCGAGCGCGAACAUCUCGCCAGCCUCAUCCGCCUGACUCCCACGCAGGUUAAGAUCUGGUUCCAGAACCACAGGUACAAGACGAAACGCGCGGUGCAAGAAAAAGGAGCGCACGAGCUGAACGUCGGAGGCUUGAGCUCGCCGCGGCGGGUCGCCGUCCCGGUGCUAGUGAAGGACGGCAGGCCCUGCCUGAGCAAGCCGGAGCUGCCGCCGCUCGGCAUGGGGCUGCCGCCGUACCAGCCGCUGCACCACCAGCCGCCCGUGUCGGCGCACGGCCCGCAGCCCGCGCCCUGCUGGUGGUAACCCGCCCCCGCACGCGGUGCCCGCACAGUGUCUACUAGUCCUCACGUCGCCGUUUGCAACGAGCAAACUAAGGCGACGAAGUUUCUAACGUCAAAAUUAGGAGUUUGGAACUUGUUAAAUUAACAAUUAAACUCGAAUAGUAAAUUAAAUUAACGUAAGACCUACUAUUUAAUAAUCGGCAUAUAAGGUAUCUGGAGUUCCUACUUAUUUAUAUUUAGAUAUUCUGAAGUCUUCAGUAGGUAAUCUAAAAUUCUGUAUCGAGUAAAUUAUAAUUGGCAGACGUCGAAUAGCUGUUAGGAGUAGGCCUUAGCUAGUGAUUGAGAACAUUCCAUCUUCAGAAGUGUAUAUUUAUGUAUAAAAACUUGACAAGUAUUAGAUUAAUAUUAUGAGAAAUGACCAGAUUUUAUCAGAAUGCAAUAUUUAGUUUUAAGGUUCAGUAUUAUUAUAGUCGUGCAUAGUGAAUAAUUAUUUAUAUUCCAAAUAAACUACUGUUAUUUUACGUAACUACAUACAUUUUUAUGUAGUUUAGGAGUUGUAAGUUGUACAUAAAUUGUAUAUAACAGAAAAUGUAUCCAGUUACGCAAAUAAAUACCAACAGAUCGGUAUCAGUCAGUCUGCAUCAUUGCUGGUAUCUUAUCUCGCGAGCGACAUCACCCGCGAGGUAAACUCUAUCCAUGUUUGUCCCAUCCACCGUCGGUGCUGCGCACUGCUCCAUUAUUACUUCUGUGUGAAUUUCAAAUAAGCUAAUGGAAAUGUGUUACAUGAUAAAUAAAUUAUUAUCAAAAAAUAAGUAAAUGAUUGAAAAUAUA
Molecule: messenger RNA, 1793 nt
Organism: Leguminivora glycinivorella
Lineage: Eukaryota; Metazoa; Arthropoda; Insecta; Lepidoptera; Tortricidae
Product: homeobox protein XENK-2-like
Biological process (GO): regulation of transcription by RNA polymerase II; cell differentiation
Cellular component (GO): nucleus
Molecular function (GO): RNA polymerase II cis-regulatory region sequence-specific DNA binding; DNA-binding transcription factor activity, RNA polymerase II-specific
Source: RefSeq, a predicted model, not a curated record